AUGAUUCGCCGGACGAUCUACGACUCCUCCGCCGUUGCUCGCCGCCUAACUUCUCCGAUAUCGAAAUCCUCGUGUUUUCUACUCUCUUCUUCUUCACGUUCAUCUGAACACGAAACCCGAGAACCAUUGGUUUCGAAUCCGAACCUUAAAUCUCCAAUCGGAUCUCCGACUCGGGUUCAGAAGCUUAUAGCUUCGCAAUCGGAUCCUCUACUCGCUAAAGAGAUCUUCGAUUACGCUUCUAAGCAACCCAAUUUCCGCCAUUCUCAAUCUUCUCAUCUUAUCGUCAUCCUCAAACUCGGCCGUUCUAAAUAUUUCAAUCUCAUCGACGACGUUCUCGCCGAGCAUAGAUCUAGUGGGUUUCCGGUGACUGGAGAAUUGUUCACUUAUCUGAUCAAAAUCUACGCAGAAGCAAAGUUACCGGAGAAAGCUUUAAGUACGUUUCACAAAAUGCUGGAGUUUAACUUCACGCCACAGACAAAACAUCUGAAUCGGAUUCUCGAGGUUCUUGUUAGCCACAGGGGUUAUCUCCAGAAAGCUUUCGAGCUUUUCAAGAGUUCACGGUUUCAUGGAGUGAUGGCUAACACGAGAACUUACAACAUUUUGAUGCAAGCUUUUUGUUUGAAUGAUGAUUUAAGUAUUGCAUACCAACUGUUCGGUAAAAUGCUUGAGAGAGAUGUUGUUCCAGAUGUAGAGUCUUAUAGGAUUUUGAUACAAGGGUUUUGCAGGAAAGGACAAGUGAAUGGUGCUAUGGAGUUACUUGAAGAUAUGUUGAAUAAAGGAUUUGUGCCUGAUAGGUUGAGUUACACUACAUUGUUGAAUAGUUUGUGUAGGAAGACACAACUUAGAGAGGCUUAUAAGCUUCUAUGUAGGAUGAAGUUAAAAGGUUGUAAUCCUGAUAUUAUUCAUUACAACACGAUAAUACUCGGUUUUGUUAGAGAAGGUCGUGCUAUGGAUGCUAGGAAGGUUCUUGAUGAUAUGGUAGCUAACGGUUGCUCACCCGAUUUGGUAUCGUAUAGGACAUUGAUCGGAGGAUUAUGUGAUCAAGGGAUGUUUGAUGAAGGGAAAAAGUACCUACAAGAGAUGAUAUCGAAAGGGUUUUCACCUCAUUUCUCGGUAUCUAAUUGUUUGGUAAAAGGGUUUUGCAGCUUUGGCAAAGUCGAAGAAGCAUGUGAUGUGGUGGAGAUUGUGCUGAAGAAUGGUGAAACAUUGCAUUUAGACACUUGGGAGAUGAUCAUUCCUAUAAUCUGUAAAGAAGAUGAGUCGGAAACGAUCAAACGGUUUCUUGAAGAUGCGAUAAAAGUAGAGAUAAGCGGUGAUACGAAAAUCGUAGAUGCGGGUAUCGGUUUAGGAUCUUACCUUUCUAGUAAGCUACAAAUGAAACGUAAAAAUGUUAGAGAGAGGAAGAGACAUUUAUAG
This is a messenger RNA of Arabis nemorensis, 1416 nucleotides long. NCBI's taxonomy places the organism in Eukaryota, Viridiplantae, Streptophyta, Magnoliopsida, Brassicales, Brassicaceae. The record is from the annotation of a GenBank genome assembly.